CCCGGCCACGCAAAGAAGGCCUCGUCCUCGUCCAACCACGGCGCCCAGACGCGCGACCGCGAGCAGCGCCCGAGCAGAGACGGAGCAGCGCAGCGCGCCGCGCAAGAUGUCGUCGGCCUCAAGGACUACCAGCUGGGCGACUGCCUGGGCAAAGGCGCCUUUGGCAGCGUCUACCGUGCCCUCAACUGGGGCACCGGCGAGACGGUCGCCAUCAAGCAGGUGCGCCUCGAGAACCUGGGCGUCGCCGACCUGAAGAACAUGGAGAUGGAGAUCGACCUGCUCAAGAACCUGAACCACUCCAACAUUGUCAAAUACCAGGGCUUUGUGCGCAGUUCGGACAGCCUGUACAUCAUUUUGGAGUACUGCGAGAAUGGCUCGCUGCACAGCAUCUGCAAGAACUUUGGCAAGUUUCCGGAAAACCUUGUUGCCCUGUACAUGUCUCAGGUCUUGCAUGGACUGCUCUACCUCCACGAGCAGGGUGUUAUACACAGGGACAUCAAAGGAGCCAAUAUCUUGACCACGAAGGAAGGGCUGGUCAAGCUGGCAGACUUUGGUGUGGCUACCAAGCAGUCAGGCCUGGACCAGUCCAGCGUCGUGGGCACGCCGUACUGGAUGGCACCUGAGGUCAUCGAGCUGUCUGGCGCUACCACUGCUUCAGAUAUCUGGAGUGUGGGCUGCACAGUCAUUGAGUUGAUUGAAGGAAAGCCGCCAUACCAUAAGCUGCAGCCCAUGCAGGCCCUGUUCAGAAUCGUCAACGAUGAGCACCCACCAAUCCCUGGUAGCGCUUCACCAUUGCUGCGCGAAUUCCUCAUGGAAUGCUUUCAAAAGAACCCUACCCUGCGCAUCUCUGCGAAACGUUUGCUCAAGCAUCCGUGGAUCAUGAGCGUCAAGAAAACCGUCGCCGCCGUACCUGCGAAACCCACCGAAUACCAAGAGGCUGUCAAGUCUGUGCAAGAAUGGAACGAGGCGCUCAAGUCGCCAAACUCGCUGCGUAGGAGCUCGAGACUUGCAUCUGGCGUGCAGAAGCCUUCACAGCAAUUCCCAUCCCCCGCCCAUGCAAACGGCGCUGCAGUAGCGGCACGCAAGCCCCCAGUCCACGUCGACCAUCUCAACAUCUCCAAGUCCAGACCCACCGCAGAAUCCUUCCGCUCACCGGAGCUCGAUCAGGAUGACAACUGGGACAAUGAUUUUGCCGAAAGCAUCUCGCCGCGGGCCUUGAAGAUGCCGUCGCACCGGAAACCCCAAGACAAUUUCGGCGGUCUGUUCUCAGGUGACAAGUUGAAGGCGUUCGCGAGCUUUGAGGCCGUCGUUGAUGGUCCGGAUGGUGGUGAUGGGGAGGCUACAAUGAGAAGUCCGUUAAAUCUGCAGCAUCUGCAAGGCGUCUCAAACAGCUUUAGCCCACGACAGCCCGCAAAACCUAGGCCUGGAACUACAAAAACAAAGUCUUCUACAUCGGCGUCAACAUCGGCAUCCAACUCCAGAUCGUCAUCGAAUGCGUCGCAACAUGAGGAGCGUCGCAGCUACGAUGCUCAGCCCAAGACUGCAUUCUUGCGCGGUGUGCCUCGGGUGUCUCAAGCCUCCAAGCCUAGGUCAGGUGCUCCCAACCGCAACAGUCAGGUUUUCCGCGAGAGUUCAGAAGAGGAAGACUACUCAGACCUCAUGCCUGCAGAUGAAGAUGCUUUCGAGAAGCGCGUUCAGGCGUUGCAGCAUUCGCAGCCUUUUGUCGUUAUACCUCAACAACCACAAUUUGCAAAUGCACCUUCCAGCUCACCGGCAGACACGUUUUCGCCACGACUGUUCCAUCCAAGCGAUCUGAAAUCUGCACCGAAGUCGACACGAGAUCCCAAGGGAAAUGGGACUGUACGGCAACGAUCGGCUAGCAUAGUUUCGAAUCGCAAGCCACAGCGAACCCAGUCGGAGAUCGAGAUCCAGAAGUAUGCCGAAGAUGAAGGUGAUGACUUCUCUGAGAUAGUCGGCGACAUCAAGGGCGGUCCUCAGCCCACGCUUACUGCGACAACAGAGAGCGACAGUGGCAGUGAGCAUAGCAGUCUGGCCAUGAUAACGACUAAGCUAUCCGGCUCGUUUAUGAUCGCAGACGAAGACGACAUGGAUCCGUUCGCGAACCUCGAAGACGGUCUUGACACCAUCAACCUCGAGAACAACGUUGCUCGAGAUCGCGACGACCGGUUGACAAAGAUGACGGAGCAUUUGGUCAGUUGUUUGAAGCUUAGUCAGCCUGACGACGUUCUCCUCGACAUCGCAGAUCAGCUUCUUCAGGUGUUGUACGAGGCACCAGACAAGCGCUCUAUCAUCCUGAGGAGUCAUGGCAUGUUACCUGUGUUGGAAAUCUUGAGUAACAUUCCGCCUCAUGAUCUCGUGCUUCCACUGCUUAAGAUCAUCAACUUGAUCAUCUUGGAGGACGCAGAGGCCCAGGAGAGUCUGUCCUUCUUGGGAGGCAUACCCACCAUCUGCCAGUUUGCUUACAAGCGGUACCCGAGCGACAUCCGCAAGGAAGCUGCAGCAUUUGUGCGCCAGAUGUACCAGACUAGCACGCUCACCAUGCAGAUGUUCAUUGGUUGCGGUGGUAUCAACGUGCUCGUGGAGUUCCUCGAGGAAGACAUUGAUGCCGAGCGCGAUCUCGUUCUGAUCGGUGUCAACGGAGUGUACGGCGUCUUCGAGCUGCAGGGUCCCACCCCCAAGAAUGACUUCUGCAGGAUCUUCAGCAGAAGCAGCGUCUUGUACCCACUGUCGCUGGUCCUGAACAGGAUGGUGGAGGAGGACGGCGAAGUUGCCAGACUCAUUGUCGGCAGAAUCGUUCACAUCUUCUUGAUCUUCAGCCAGGCAGAGAGCCAUGUUAAAGACCUCGUGGCAGACCGCAUGAUCUUAAAGCGUGUACUCAAAGAUCUGCGCAAAAUGGCGCCACCUCAUCAGAUCACCAUGCUGAAGUUCAUCAAGAACCUCAGUUCUCUUUCCUCGACGCACGAAGCACUGCAGAACUCGAACGCAAUUGACAUCCUCAUUGAGCUGCUGAAGGCCACUCGCCAGUCCGGUUCGAAGACAGGCAGCAGCAGAAAUGGCAACGACUUGAACCGUAUGCCACCGUUCCAGCGUGAAAUUUCGAAUCAGAUUUUGAACACUAUGUACAAUCUCUGUCGUCACAACAAGAGCCGGCAGGAGGAGGCAGCUCUAUCUGACAUCAUCCCGCUCCUGAAGGAUGUUGUAAAUGAUGGUGGACCAUUGAAGGAGUUUGCACUGCCUGUGCUGCUUGAGAUGGUCAACUCUGGCAAGGUCUCUCGAAAGAUGUUGUGGGAUGCAAAGGGUCUUGCAUUCUACGUGUCGCUACUCGGCGACGUCAAUUGGGCGGUGACGGCUCUGGACGCCAUCUUUGUCUGGCUUCAGGAGGAAACCGCUAGAGUUGAGCAGUACCUUCUCUCCACCCAAUCUAACUUCAACGCGGCGAUCAUCACAGCCUACACAUCGUCCGGACCGUCGCGCUCGACCUUCGAGAACAUGCUCGAGCCGCUGCAGAAGAUCGUCCGUCUUUCGCCGCCUAUCGCUGCAUCGCUGGCGGUUCCUGAGAUCUUCUCACGCACGGAGCAGAAGCUCAACCACAAGGAUGCUGUUACACGCCUGAAUCUGCUUCGUAUCCUGCGAACUAUUUGCGACGCAAAGGAGGAAGGAUGUUGGCUGAUUCGUGCAUUCGGUUGCUACGAGCGCAUCACGUGGCUUAUGGAACAGGAUCCUGCCGUGCUAGUCCGACAAAUGGCGGAAGAACUUGUCCAGGCCUGCGAUGAGGUGGAAGUUAAUGGACUCGGCUCAGCAUCUAGUGGCAAACGUAGCCUGAGUCGGGCAUCGAACAUAGGCAUGAACCUUCGUCGUCCUGCCUCUUCGUCUGGUCGUCGGGACGGCUCUGGCUCUAGCAGCGGCUCCACACUUGCCAGCGCAGGGCUUGGUCUCACACCACCCACGCCAACAAGCCUGAAGGGUAAUAACUUCCUUGUCCCGCCAAUGUCGACACCAGGCAGUGGUCGCGACCGCAUCACCCGCACACAAUCAUCUAGCUCGAUGUGGGACCUCAUCGAAGACCCUAACACUACUCCACAAUCAGCAGGCCGUUCCUCGAAAGCGCCCGUCCUCGCACGCUCAACCACAUCCUUCGCCGCCCUCGCAUCGCCCACAACGACACCGCGCCCCUCAACCGCUCGACCUGCUUCUCGCGACGCGACAUCCUCCCUCCUCCAUCUCCAAGCCAAUUCCAGAUCUGGCGCCCCCGAACGCUCACGCCUCCCCAAAGCACGCGCGCAAGGCGCCGCAGGCCGACUCGGCGAAGCAAUCACGAAGCGCCGCCAAAGCAACUUCAACCUCGAGAACGACACACCCGGCAGCGGCAACAGUCUCCCCGCCGGCACGCCGCCACUACCGAGACUGCAGAUUAUGAGACGGAGGAGGGAUACGAGUGGCGGCGAGAUGAGCUCUGCGAAUGGGGUCAGGAGGGGCUCGACGGCGGAUUAGAGAUGUGCUGAACGGUCAUCGGGUGAUAAGGAUAAUAAGUAUGGGAGUUUGGUCAGGAGGAGACGCGGCUUGACGAGUCCAAGUAUGCAGAGCAUGAUUUUGCAGUUUGAGACGCCGAAGAAGGAUAUCGAGCAAGAGGGUUGCGACUGGAAUGAGUGAGGGUUGAGGGUUGGGAGGGUUUGCAUAGCAUGGCGUUUGAAGGAUCUCAAAAGGCGGCGAACAUCACUAGACGGUUGGGGUUUAUGCAUAGCUUCGGAGUCUUGCUCUUCUUUAGUUGUUUCAUUUGUAGUUUGCUUUGGUGGGAUUUUUGGCAUUGUUCAUCAUGGGCGCAAGGUGCGCGUUGAAGGCUUUGGGGGUCUAGAGGUUAGCCGUCUUGAGGAGAUAGGAUAUACAAGAUUGUUC
Molecule: messenger RNA, 4914 nt
Organism: Macroventuria anomochaeta
Lineage: Eukaryota; Fungi; Ascomycota; Dothideomycetes; Pleosporales; Didymellaceae
Product: Pkinase-domain-containing protein
Exons: 4
Coding region: 259-4512 (1417 amino acids)
Biological process (GO): protein phosphorylation
Cellular component (GO): cytoplasm
Molecular function (GO): ATP binding; protein serine/threonine kinase activity
Source: RefSeq, a predicted model, not a curated record